This is a messenger RNA of Staurois parvus, 294 nucleotides long. Lineage: Eukaryota; Metazoa; Chordata; Amphibia; Anura; Ranidae. The record is from the annotation of a GenBank genome assembly.
GUGUAUGGCGGUGAUCGGAACGCUGGUAUGGUGCAUGGCGGAGAGAAGGAGAGAAGGAACGGCGCGGGUAAGUACCAGGGGCGGACUGACAACUCAUGGGGCCCCCAGGCAAUAGGGGAUCAUGGGGCCCCUGUGUCCUUGCCCAAACUCAAAAAAGCCUAUGAAAAAGGUACCAGGGGCAUCUCAUGGGGCCCCCUACUGACCCCGGGCCCUCGGGCAGUGCCCGAGUACCCGAAUAGUCAGUCUGCCCCUGGGCACGGUAUGUACCGGCAUCUGUCAGUACUGUCAUGGGUU